This is a messenger RNA of Brassica oleracea var. oleracea, 465 nucleotides long. RefSeq names its product ethylene-responsive transcription factor ERF120-like. NCBI's taxonomy places the organism in Eukaryota, Viridiplantae, Streptophyta, Magnoliopsida, Brassicales, Brassicaceae. Gene Ontology annotation, molecular function: DNA binding; DNA-binding transcription factor activity. The record is from RefSeq and is a predicted model, not a curated record. Bases 1 to 465 code for a protein of 154 amino acids. The transcript has 2 exons. Gene Ontology annotation, biological process: regulation of DNA-templated transcription.
AUGGAUUAUUCAGAAAUUGAUCCCUCUUACGAUCAAAAACCUCCUUAUUUGACAAGAGAUCAAGAGCAUGUGAUCAUGGUCUCUGCUCUGCGACAAGUGAUAUCCAACGUAGGAAGUGACACUACUUCAUCAUCGAACUUCGAAGCUCUUCAGCCUUUGGAUGCUGGCCCUUGUUCUCUUUGCGGUAUCACCGGUUGCUACGGUUGCGCAUUCCCACAACACCGAGAGAUAAGUAAGGAGAAGAAGCACAAAGGAGUGAGGAAAAGGCCAUCAGGUAAAUGGUCAGCGGAGAUAUGGGAUCCGAGUGCAAGAGAAAGGAGAUGGCUUGGAACGUUUCCAACAGCCGAAAUGGCGGCCCGGGCUUACGAUGACGCGGCGGCUGGGCUUGUCAGAAGAAAGGUAUCAAGAGGUGGCACAAGAAAUGGAAAGGAAGCAUACACCAAAACGACGGUGGAAGAUGACUAA